AUGUCUGAUUCGGAAAACCCUGUGAGGCAGGAGCAGAAAAGUGCUGAGAAAGCUGCAGUACCUGUGGAAAAUACGGAAGGCAAACUCAAGAGAAGCAGAGAGGGAACAGAGAACGAUUCCAAUGGAGAAGCAGUUAGUGAGAAGGCAGACGAGGAAGUUGCACCUAAGAAAGCAAAGACGGCGAACGGUGUUGAAGCAGCAAAAAAGGUAGAAAAGGGUUCAAAAGAAGUGCCCGUCAAGCAUCCUGGAACUAGCGAAAAAGAUACUGGCGAUAAGCCAAAGCAUGUCUUUGGAUCUACUACAAGUUUCAGCGCUGGCUUUGCAGCCGGCAAGCGCUCUACAAUCUCGACGAUUGACUCAGGCGGCUCAAAUAAGGAAAAGUCUACUACCAAGCCAAGCGCGUUUGGAUCGGGCCUCUCGUUUGGCGGUGGGUUUACUAUGCUAAAGAAAUCUGAUGAGCAGGCAUCAAAAGCUACAGAGAAAGACGAAACGUCAGGGGAUUUGAAGGAGCACGAGCAGACGCCGUCAUCCGAGAGUAAGAAAGAGCAGAGUACAGAGACGGAGUCUGGCCUGAGUUCAUCAGAGAGUAGCGUUUUCAAGUUACAGAAGCAGGAAGUGAAAUCGGGAGAGGAGUCGGAAGAAGUGGUGUACCAAGUGAACGCUAAGCUUUAUCAAUUAUCCGACUUGAAGCAUGGUUGGAAGGAAAGAGGUGUGGGAUUUAUUAGAGUAAAUAAGAAUAAGAGUACAGGAAAAGCGCGUUUGGUGAUGAGAUCUCGCGGAAUUCUGAAAGUGAUUCUCAACCUCCCACUAGUCAAAGGUUUCAAGAUCCAAAGAGGAUUCCCUGGUUCCUUGCAAGGCGAAAAAUUCAUACGCAUAACUGCUGUCGAUGACAACAAGGCUCCAUUACAGUAUGCCGUGAAGACGGGCAAAAUCGAAACGGUCCAAGAGCUUUACGAUAAUAUCGUCAAGCUAGUGGCGGAGUAA
Messenger RNA from Torulaspora globosa, 984 nucleotides. It is a transcript of the gene YRB2, whose product is annotated as Yrb2p. Gene Ontology annotation, cellular component: nuclear pore; cytoplasm. The record is from RefSeq and is a predicted model, not a curated record. Bases 1 to 984 code for a protein of 327 amino acids. The transcript has a single exon. Gene Ontology annotation, biological process: protein import into nucleus. Lineage: Eukaryota; Fungi; Ascomycota; Saccharomycetes; Saccharomycetales; Saccharomycetaceae. Gene Ontology annotation, molecular function: GTPase activator activity.